AUGUUGCAGCUAUUGUAUGCCGUUAUAUUUGCAGAAAUGUUAAUGAUUAUGAGUUUUCUCUUCAAGACACCGAUAAGGAAGCUCGUGAUCAUGGCGUUGAACACCGUCAAGCGCGGCCGUGGACCGGUGGUCGUUAAAACCGUCACCGCCACGGUGGUGGUGAUGCUCGGUUCUGCACUCUAUAGUAUUUAUGAGAUUCGUUGUCGCUUUAUAGAAAGUGUUUCUAAUAUUGAUCCUACCGAACAAGUACUAUUGUCCAACCACCUGCUACAAGCUUCUCUUUUGGGGUUUGUUUUGUUCCUCUCUUUGGUUAUAGAUAGAUUGCAUCACUACAUUAGAGAGAUUCGGGUUCUUAGGAAAUCUAUGGAGAGUAUUAAGAAUCAAAAUCGAAGUUUUGAGAGCAGUAAAAGCGUCGGUGCAUUGGAGAACAAGGCGUUGAAGGAAGAGAUUGGUGCGUUGAAGGACAAAAUUGAGAAACUGGAAUCUGAUCAAUGUGAAGGGAAAAGAAAGCAGGGUUAA
Lathyrus sativus (Indian pea) is the source of this 519-nucleotide messenger RNA. The record is from the annotation of a GenBank genome assembly. Lineage: Eukaryota; Viridiplantae; Streptophyta; Magnoliopsida; Fabales; Fabaceae.